AUGAUCAGGUCAACACAAAUAGCCCGUCUGGGCGAUGGCCUGAUGCUCUGCGCCUCGGUCGACGACGAAGCCACCGAGUCCUCUCUCGCCGAGAUCAAGUCCCAAGUAAAACUGAUCCUGCGGCGCCUAAACCGCAACUCGGAACCCCAAGCUUCGAUCGAGUCCGGCCCUUACACCCUGCACUACCUAAUCUCAGAGCAGUCGCAAUCGCAAAUCGUCUUCCUCUGCAUCUGCGAGCGUUCCUACCCGCGCAAGCUCUCUUUCACCUACCUUUCGGACCUGUCGGCCGAAUUUAGCAACUCGUACUCCGCAACUCAGCUGUCCAGCCCCACGCUGCGCCCCUACGCAUUCAUGGAAUUCGACACGUUCAUCGCGCGGACGAAAGCCACGUAUGCGGACGCGCGGGCGACGCAGAAUCUGGAUAAGCUGAAUGAUGAGUUGAGGGACGUGACAAAGGUCAUGACAAAAAAUAUUGAGGAUUUGCUGUAUCGUGGGGAUAGUCUCGAGAGGAUGGGGGAGAUUAGCUCGAGGCUGCGCGACGAUUCGAAGAAAUACCGUAAGGCGGCUGUCAAGAUUAAUUGGGAUUUGAUGCUCAAGCAGUACGGACCCUUUGCAGUGUUUGGGUUGAUUGUGUUGCUGUUUAUUUAUUUGCGGUUCUUUUGA
Molecule: messenger RNA, 663 nt
Organism: Pseudomassariella vexata
Lineage: Eukaryota; Fungi; Ascomycota; Sordariomycetes; Amphisphaeriales; Pseudomassariaceae
Product: protein transporter SEC22
Exons: 2
Coding region: 1-663 (220 amino acids)
Biological process (GO): endoplasmic reticulum to Golgi vesicle-mediated transport; vesicle fusion with Golgi apparatus; retrograde vesicle-mediated transport, Golgi to endoplasmic reticulum
Cellular component (GO): endoplasmic reticulum-Golgi intermediate compartment; endoplasmic reticulum membrane; SNARE complex
Molecular function (GO): SNAP receptor activity
Source: RefSeq, a predicted model, not a curated record